Hypanus sabinus (Atlantic stingray) is the source of this 3098-nucleotide messenger RNA. Its product is annotated as ADAMTS-like protein 5. Bases 592 to 2211 code for a protein of 539 amino acids. Lineage: Eukaryota; Metazoa; Chordata; Chondrichthyes; Myliobatiformes; Dasyatidae. Gene Ontology annotation, biological process: extracellular matrix organization. Gene Ontology annotation, molecular function: metalloendopeptidase activity; protein binding. The transcript has 13 exons. Gene Ontology annotation, cellular component: extracellular matrix. The record is from RefSeq and is a predicted model, not a curated record.
AUACACACAUGAGACACCCGGAAAAGAGAAACUCUUCCCUUCUAGAGAUUUUGAGCUGCAGGGAACUUCAAAACUUCACGCAAUUCCCGACGAUUUCAGCACACAGAUGGUUAGGAUUUUCCAAUUAAUAGACCUAGCAACGAUCACUACCUACCUGUGUGUAUGUGUUAGUUAAAAUUGUCUGUAUAAGUGACUAGUAAAACACAUGUUUGGAUUUCAAAGGAAAAGAAAAUUUAUGAGGAAGUUGUAACGUGAAGGAUUUUUAAUAAGUAUGGAACUGUGGUGAAUUUUUUUUAAAAGAUGUUGAGCGACCAAUAAUCGUUGGGAAGUGGGAGUGAAUUUAUUAAAGAACCACGUUGAAUCACGCAAAAGCUUAAAACCAGAAAGACAAGACUGGCUGCAUAGAACUCAAGUGAAUAUUGCAAAUCCGGUGCUGUCGACAGUACGGAGCAGCUGGAUUUUGGGAAGUCUUGGUCACCUUUACAAGUUUGGGAGCUGUCAGUGCUGCAGACGAUCGGCGCUGAAGAUUUGACAAACAUGAAACGACGAGAUGACAGUCCAAGAUAAGUUCUCACUCUGAGAUCGUCACCGAUGGGACCAAGCAUGCUGCAUUUAUCUUCCUGGAGAAGGCGUUGCUGGAAAUCCUGGCUGCUGGCAGGGUUGGUACUGGGAUGUAGCGCACUCCACGGGGCUCAGGCUGCAAAUCAGAAGCUAAGGAGAUCCCAGUGGAUAAACAGGCCCCGACAACGGCGACAGGUGUGGAUUGGUGAAUGGUCAGGGUGGAGCAGUUGGAGUGUCUGUUCCGGCACUUGUGGUGGGGGAGCAUCUUUCCGGAUCAGGCGUUGCCUGAGAUAUGUCAAUGCAGAAGACUGUCAAGGAGAUCAGAGACAAUACAGAGUAUGCAAUGUUCAGGCGUGCCCUCCAGGGUCCACCGAUUUCCGGAAGUUUCAGUGUUCACUUUAUAACAACAAACCAAUCCGGGGCAACAUGGUGAUUCAACAGUGGCUUCCAUUCUACGGGGCUCCCAACCAAUGUGAUCUCAACUGCCUGGCCAAAGGGAAGAACUUUUACUACAGAUUUGGUUUUGUUCUAGACGGGACGAAAUGCAGCCCAAACUCAUCGGAUAUGUGCAUCAGUGGACGGUGUCUGAAAGUAGGCUGUGACAGCAUCCUCGGCUCGGAUGUCAGAACGGAUGUCUGCGGGGUGUGCGGUGGACGGAACAACUCAUGUGCCCUGGUCCGGAGAGUCUACCAUUCAGCAUUCCCCUCUUCUGGUUACUUUGGUUACAAUAAUGUGACAGUGAUCCCUGCGGGAGCCACGAACAUCAAAGUUACAGAUAACAGCAGGAAUUACCUUGCAUUAAUAAAUGGCAAGAAUCGUUAUGUGAUUAAUGGGAACUGGGUCAUUGACUGGCCCGGAGAAUAUGAAAUUGCUGGUACCAAGAUCCAAUACAAACGUUCAGCUGGCAAUCAUGAAUCCAUUGAGGCUGCAGGACCAACAGCAGAAGAUCUCCAUUUGAUGGUUCUCUUGCGAGAGGCAAACUCGGGGAUUGAAUACGAGUAUUGGCUUCCUAAAGAACGCUACGGGCAUUACCAAGGUGGCCAUAGUCCACUGAGACAACCGGAGACCGCUGUGAUAGAGGCUGACAUUCCUUUGAGUUAUCUGCCCUGGGCACAAACCAGCACUACAGUCUCCACAACCACCAGAAAGCCAGCUCUCUACCCAGGCUGGAUUUACCCCACAGCACGACCACAAGUUCGGCCUCAUCAAGACAGCCAGUUUCAAAAUGUGAUGCCGAGGCAUGAGCCGAAGCCCACCCACCAUCAGCCCAGUUACUGUAGAAGAUGUAAGAAAUCAAAAGGAAAAUCUCAAAGGAUUCAACAGUACUGCCAGAAAGAUUUUGUUUUUCGUGGAAAAAUCCUUGGGAAGAAGAUUGUUGGUUCAGAGACUCGAUACGAUGUACAAGUCAAGGAAACAUACAAGAACCAGUACCCAAUAGUUCACAGAGAAUAUGUCUGGGUGCCAAACACAUGUGACUGUCCUUACAUUCUAGAGAAGCGAGAGUACAUCAUGAUGGCAAGGAGACACGUGAACUUUGAGCAGACACUGAACCGAAUCCUUCUGGAACACAACAGCUUUGUGAGACUCUGGCAGCCCAGGGAAGACAUGCUGAUGCGAGACAUGGACAAGUACUGCCAACGGUACUCCUAAAGGAAUGUUUGCCAUGACAAGGAAUUUAAAACCCAAUGCUUUAUUGGCUUAUAUAUGGAAAGAGUUCUCGACACUGUGUAAGGAAACUAUAUAAUUUCAUCAAAUACAUUUAACCAGCCAUUCGAAGCCUAUGUUAUGCUUCACUUCCUAAAUCAACAAUAGCAAUCACUGGAGGAUGUUAUGCGAUGAUGUUUCUAUGGGCCAAGGCAAAAAUGUGUCGCACUGAAUUAUUAGAAAUGAGUUAUUAUAGCUGCCUUAUCCUGGCCCAACUGAAGUGAAACAAAGCAAGUCUUCACAUUGGAAGGAGCAGUCAGACAACUUUUGAAGUUGAUAUACUGUUAAUUCUGAACAUGUUCUGACACCAGGAAUGUUCUCUAUGAUGAACCUUUGCACCAUUACACACAAGAUUGUCUAUAAUCACAUGAGAUUCUGCAGAUGCUGGAAAUCCAGGGCAACAAACACAAAUUGCUGGAAGAACUCAGCAGCCCAGCAGAUUGUCUGUAAUGGCAGAAGCUAUAUAUUCAAGGGAGCACAACUACAGUAACAUUGUUGAAUCUCAAAUUAAUGCACUUAAUUGUUGCACCCCAGGUAUUAAACACGUCCAAUCUCUGAAAGAUGCUUCCAUCUUUGGACAGUUUUUCGGUAUUUUCUUUAAAUAUCACUGAUCAACAGAAUACCUGGCAUAUUCUGAAUUUUGGGUGAUGAAUUGUAUGCCUGGUCCAAUCCCCUUAUUACAACUAUUUAAGUUCUUGUAUUCUCUGUCUCACUAGUAAAAUGAGGCUCAUCACUUUUCAUGGUACUUUAUGUAUCUAAGCAUCAAAGACUUUUCAGAAAACAUUUUGUUGUUCACCCUGAUAUUAAAAUUGUCAGAUAUUAAUUAUCUUCAA